AUGGGCUUUAGGAACCUAAGAGCAUUCAAUGAGGCCUUACUAGCAAAACAAGGAUGGAGGCUAAUCACCCAACCAAACUCUCUGGUGACCCAAAUCAUAAAGGCCAAAUACUACCCUAAGGGAGACUUCCUAACUGCAACACACAAGCAGAAUAUGAGUUACACUUGGAGAAGCAUACUACAGGCCAGUUGGGUGAUUAAAAAAGGCAGCUAUUGGACCAUUGGGUCAGGUCAAGAUAUAAAUAUAUGGGAGGACAACUGGAUUCAGCAAAAAGGAAACUCUCCGGGAACCAGCUCCAAACCAAACAAUUGUGGCCUCACUAAAGUUAAGGAGCUAAUGGACAAUAAUUACAAUGAAUGGAAUGCCUCCAUUAUCAAUCAGGUUUUCAAUCCCUAUGAGGCACAUAUGAUUCUCCAAAUCCCUAUCUUGGAUAAGACACAACCGGAUACUCUCACUUGGGAUGGUACUAGGGAUGGCACUUAUACUAUGAAAUCUGGCUAUCAUGCCAUCAUAGACUGGGCAAAUAACUCUAACAGUAAUAAUGCCACCUCUUCAAACUGCUCUAUGGAGAUAUGGAAGGUCUUAUGGAAAUUAAAUGUGGCCCCAAAACACAGUCACCUAAUCUGGAGAAGCCUUAGAAACGCUAUACCAGUAAAAGGAAGCCUCUUCAAAAGAGGAAUUAGAUGUGACCCUCUAUGUCCUCGAUGCUUAGACCAUGUGGAAACUAUCCAACACGUUUUCAUGGAUUGUGAAUGGACCAAAAAGGUCUGGUUUGCAUCCCCUCUAAUCCUAAACCUUAACCUCAAUCAUCUAACGGAGUUCUAUGACUGGAUUACGUACAUGAUAAACAACACAGAUAAAGAGUGCAUGGAAAAAAUAGUGGCUAUCAUCUACGAGAUAUGGAAUGCAAGAGACCAAUUGGUAUUUCAGGAAAAUGACUUACCUCCACAAGAGAUUAGCGUCAUUGCUCUCAGAAGACUUCAUGAGUACCAAACCUAUGGCGAGAAGCAGAUCCCGGUCCAAAACCCUAUGGCCAAGGGUUGCAGUAACAACACACGCUGGAGUCCACCACUUAGGGACAUCCUGAAAGCCAAUGUGGAUGCUCACCUAAGCAGUGAUGGCCAUUGGUUUUCAGGUAUAGUCUUGAGAAGGUCGGAUGGGAGCAUCGUUGGAGCUGCAACACAAAGUCAUAAGGGAUCAAGCGAGAUUUUAAUGGGAGAAGCUUUAGGUUUAAAUGAUGCUCUUGAUUGGCUUGAAAAAAUUGACGAACACCAGGUGAUUUUGGAGAUGGAUUCUCAAACCAUCGUAAAAGCAAUCAAGGAAAAAGCAACAGUCAGGAAGAAUUGGGGAAGGGUGGUGCGGCGAUGCAUCGGCUUCUUAGGAGAAAACCCUAACGCUGACAUUAGAUGGGUUCCUAGAAGUGCUAAUAGGGCUGCCCAUGAGAUGGCUAAAUGGACCGAACAUGAGCCCAAUAGUGAGUGGAGCAAUUGUGUACCCACAUGCAUUUGGCCUUUUAUCCAAAAAGAUAAAGGUUUUGUAACUCCUGUUUAA
Messenger RNA from Trifolium pratense (red clover), 1551 nucleotides. RefSeq lists its product as uncharacterized. Lineage: Eukaryota; Viridiplantae; Streptophyta; Magnoliopsida; Fabales; Fabaceae. Bases 1 to 1551 code for a protein of 516 amino acids. Gene Ontology annotation, molecular function: RNA-DNA hybrid ribonuclease activity; nucleic acid binding. The transcript has a single exon. The record is from RefSeq and is a predicted model, not a curated record.